This is a messenger RNA of Rhizoctonia solani, 3495 nucleotides long. RefSeq names its product sulfate anion transporter. Lineage: Eukaryota; Fungi; Basidiomycota; Agaricomycetes; Cantharellales; Ceratobasidiaceae. The record is from RefSeq and is a predicted model, not a curated record. The transcript has 20 exons. Gene Ontology annotation, cellular component: membrane. The coding region runs from base 1 to 3495 and encodes 1164 amino acids.
AUGGCCUCCCACGAGCGAGGCAGACUGGGAGCAAUGCCCGAAGUGAUUGUGACCGACGAACACAGCGAACACGAAGACGAGACUAUGUCCGGUCGAUCGCCGCAGCUCGGAUUAUCUUUCCAAGCACGUCGUAGUUCGUUCACUUAUACCUCUUCCCACUCGGCCUCGCUCUCUGUUCGUAUGUCCGACACUCCAGACAGGAUACGCGCAGCCUCGGCACAUCUCAGCAGUCUUUUCACUCCCCAUUCCCCCUCGGAUGUCCCACGCAUUGCCACUUCCGCACACCUUCUGGGAACCAGUCUGGGAAAGGCACGUGAGGGCGUAGCACCGUUGGACACACUUUCACCGAUGCAGGAGGUCGAUGAAGAGCAGAUGGUUGGCAUCGGAGUUACUACCGCUGGACCGGCCCUUUCGCUUUCACCCCCUAAACGAGGAUCUCCGACUGGGCCGAGCGGGCUCUCCAGGCUCAUUGCCGGCGAACGCGAGCGUAGUCGAUCUCGUGCCAGAGAAGGCGGUGCUCAGAGCCCAAUUGAUACAGACAGAGACAUCGAAGUCGGUGGAUCCAGCCAGGGAACUAUUCAUUCUCCUCCUGUCUCUGUUCCUCAAGAGCAUACCAAUUUGUUGACUGGGACAGGAGCCAGGCCUGCUUAUGGAGCUAUACGGUCAUCCACAGAAGAAACGAUCACAAUGACGGAUGCAUUGCCUACUUCAUCUCCUCCUUCCAUUCCCCCCAAACUUUCAUGGAAGGCCGCACGCACGCUAGCCUGUUCCAAGUUUCAAGAGUACAGCUCACCCGAAAAUAUCAAGUCGACCCUUUCCCUCGUCAUUACUUCUAUACCCGCGGUGAUACUUGGAAUGCUACUCAACGUUCUCGAUGGUGUUUCUUACGGCAUGAUCAUAUUUCCCGCUGGCGACAUCUUCCUGGGCUUUGGCGGUCUCGGAGUCUCCAUGUUCUUUGUUACAACGUUUAUCGCCCAAAUGGUGUAUACGUUCGGUGGGAGUGCGUUUGAUGGGGCGAAUGGAAGCAUGAUGAUUGAGGUCGUGCCAUUCUUUCAUAUGCUCACAACCGGAAUCGUCGCCCACGUCGGGGAAGAAAACCCAAAGGUCAUUAUUGCAACGACCAUGGUCGCAUUUUGUUUGAGCAGCGUAUUGACUGGUCUUACCUUCUUGCUACUUGGUCUAUUCCGCCUCGGUGUCAUCAUCGGUUUCUUCCCGCGCCAUAUUUUGGUAGGAUGUAUUGGUGGAGUAGGCAUCUUCCUGAUCGAAACUGGACUUGAAGUAGCAGCCGGAAUAAACGAAGAAGGUGGCUUCCAAUACAAUCUCGAAACGUUCAAACUGUACUUUAUGAACGCACGAAACUUGUCGUUGUGGCUCCCUGCAUUCGGGCUUGCAAUCUUACUACGAAUCAUCACUCAUCGUUUCCACCACCAACUCAUUUUCCCUAUGUACUUUAUUGGUAUCGGAGUUAUUUUCUAUAUCGUCGUGGCUGCCGUUGGUGUUGACAUCCAAUCGUUAAGAAGCGGCGGAUGGGUGUUUGAUGUAGGCGGUUCAACGGAACCGUGGUGGCAUUUCUACACGUACUUUGAUUUCCGCCAAACGAGCUGGUCGGCCAUCUGGGCUGGUAUGCCGACUCAACUCGCGCUUCUGUUCUUCAACAUCCUGCAUCCACCGCUAAACGUCCCCGCUUUGGCUGUAUCACUGAACGAAGAUAGCAUUGAUACUAACCGGGAACUCACCGCUCAUGGUAUCUCCAAUCUGCUGGCUGGAUUUACGGGCACGGUCCCAAAUUACUUGGUUUAUGUGAAUACCCUCUUGUUCUACCGCGUUGGAGGUGGAACACGCGUUGCAGGAUUUUUGCUCGCUUGCAGUUCGGUCUUGCUCCUUUUCAUUGGAACAGGACCGAUCAGUUAUAUACCCGUUAUGGUCGUUGGCGCUCUGAUUUUCGUUUUGGGGUUAGAUCUAGUGAAGGAAUCUGUUUGGGAUACCCGCCACCGAGUUAGCACCUCGGAGUACAUUACUAUCAUUGCUAUUAUGCUUUGCAUGUCCGUCUAUGACUUUGUGAUUGGGGUUUUAUUUGGGAUCGUCCUUGCUUGUAAGCCCUCUCCCACCCAGCCUGUCUUUCCGUUCCAAGUCUCACCAGCUCCUCAAGGCUUCUUUUUCGUUGUACAAAAUUCCCGGAGACAAUGCAUUCGCGCACUGUACUAUGGCGACACAUCCAUGUCAACCGUUCGACGACCGAGUGCUCAUCGACAGUUUAUCCGAGAAGCUGCCUGCCAGACGGCGAUCCUUAGGUUGCAGGGCAUGAUCUUCUUCGGUAGUGUAACAUAUGUCGAAAGCACCAUUCGGCAACUCAUCGAUAUUGCCAACUGGAACAAACGUCCGAUCAGGUUCCUCGUCGUUGACCUGGCGUUGGUGGGAGGUCUUGACAUGUCCUCGGCCGAAGCGUUUGUGCGCAUACAGAGACUCUUGUCCGUCAAACGUGUUACUCUUAUUCUUUGCGGCGUGCAAGCCAACUCGCCUGUCGGCAAGGCCCUACAGCAAGUAGAUCUGUGGGCCGAUCGCGGGACCGGGGUUGAAGUGUUUGGGACACUCAAUGAAGCUAUGGAGUGGACUGAAAACGUGUAUCUCCGGGCAUGGUUCACUUCUCUCAAGUGGAGAAAGGAGGAAACGCAAUCGGAGCCUGCCCCUCGUCCUGUGGAGCGUGAAUCGGCCGCAAAGUUACCUUUUGUGCUAGGAGCCUCGUAUAUCAAUUCACCGAGACGGUCGCAUCUAGUAAAUGCAGGAGAGCGGUUGAUGGCUGGUGCAGACGACGGAAGCGGGACAGCGUCAUCCACCCAAGAAGAACCCACUGCACCUCGAGAACCUACUUUUUCGCUUCUCAAGACGUUCUCAUCUCACACAAACGAUGCCGAACUUAUGAACAACUUGGCUGCAUACUUUACACGCGUGGAACUCCAAGCUGGAGAUGUCCUAUGGAGACAAGGGGACCAACCAGAUGGAUUAUAUGUGAUCGAGAGUGGGGUCUUGCAAGCAAAUUACGAUUUCGCGGCCCAUAGUGCACCGGUUCAAGAGUCGAUGACCGCUGGCACGUUGGCGGGUGAACUUUCAGCGCUGUCCGGGUCGCCACGUAACGCAACAGUGGUUGCCGAGCGUGCGUCGGUGGUAUGGAAAUUAAGCACAAAUGAUUUUGAGCGAUUGGAGAGGGAGCAGAGUGAUGUGGCCAAGGCAUUUGUUAGAUUGGUAUUGAAAGCUGCAAAGACGGAUUACGAUGUUCUCCUGUCAGCACAUUCGGGUGUCAACAACCCUUCCAGGCACCCUCAUUUCGGGGGCCAUUUCGGGAAUGAAUUACGCGUGGUCGCGCACGAAAUUAGCAACGGGAAUGCCCCUGUAGUCAUUGUGUUAGCAACGAUCCUCGCCAAGCCAUGGAACGGUCUAGUCACUAAGCAUCAUUCUCAAGACGCAAAUCCUGCUCAUGGAAACCCAUGGAAUAACUGA